Tribolium madens (black flour beetle) is the source of this 1219-nucleotide messenger RNA. RefSeq names its product homeobox protein Mohawk. Gene Ontology annotation, cellular component: nucleus. Gene Ontology annotation, biological process: cell development; regulation of transcription by RNA polymerase II; muscle organ development. NCBI's taxonomy places the organism in Eukaryota, Metazoa, Arthropoda, Insecta, Coleoptera, Tenebrionidae. The record is from RefSeq and is a predicted model, not a curated record. Gene Ontology annotation, molecular function: RNA polymerase II cis-regulatory region sequence-specific DNA binding; DNA-binding transcription factor activity, RNA polymerase II-specific. The transcript has 4 exons. Bases 128 to 934 code for a protein of 268 amino acids.
GGGAGACUGAAAGAUCUCAAAAUAAAACAGCAUAGAUGUCCCCAGAUCGUGUUAGACUAAUAGCUCAGUUUCAGAUAAAACUUGAAACUGUUUACAUACUCUAUUUAGUGUUAUCAUAAUUUAAUUAAUGUCAGAAAAAAUGGACACAAGAAUCGCCGAAGUCAGUCGGGAGAGGUCGAGGAGGCCCAUUAGAAACAAAAGAUACAGCAGACGGGGCUAUGGCGAGGACAAAAGGCCCCCAAAAAGACUCUUCACCCCGGAAAUAAAACGCUUCCUCAAAGACUGGCUGGUCCGAAGACGCGAAAACCCCUAUCCCAACAGAGACGAGAAGAAAAGUUUGGCGCUGCAAACCGGACUUACUUAUAUACAGGUGUGCAAUUGGUUCGCAAAUUGGCGCCGGAAAUUGAAAAAUGCCGGCAAGGAGCCCCAACGUAGAACCUGGGGCGACUUGAUCAAGUCAUAUAACAGCCAAGUGCAGGGAAACGUCGAACAUUUUAGUAUUUGCUCUGACGAUAGCAUCUGGGAGGAGCCUGACAGUGAUGAAAACCCCCAACCCGAUCAUAGUUACACUACUUUUACCGAACAUGACAACAAUAAUCGAUUUUUUGUUAAUUCUCAAGAAGCGGAAAUCGAGCAAAACCCCUUUAGCCAAGCAAAGUAUAAGAAUCACAUUAUGGAGAAAUAUUUGCGUGAUUGUCAAAAACCGGAAAAGUUCGAGUCUGGGGAUGAUGUGAAACCGUCGAUGAUUACGAAAUGGUUGGAAAGUGCAGUUAAUUUUACCCCGAGUGAAAAUAAUUAUCUCCAUUGGACGUUUUCGAAGAAUCAGAAGAAGAAAAAGAAGGAGGUAGCCAAUCAGGUGUUUCAUGGGAGGGAGGAGCUUGACGCGGCGGAGGCGUUGACUAGACUAGCCAAUGCGCGGGCUUUUAAAGCGUGAAAUGACAAUCAGGACAAGACUGCUGUCUUUUUAACGUUGAAUUAAUUUGCUCAGACAAAAAUUUUCCAUUUUUUUAUUAAAAGUUGUCCAAAACAAAUAAAAAUCACUAGGAUACUCCUAAUUGUAAGAUUCCUAUUUUUAAUAAUUACUAACACUCUGUGCUGUGAUUUUUGCCCUAACAAUACGUUUUUUUCUGAGAAUGUUUACACCUCUUCUAACCAAUCUGUUAUGUAGAUAAUAGUCGAAAUUUGUUGUGUUUUUUAGGAAAUUAUACACUUUUAUUGA